AUCGGCACAUCAUUCGAGCUGAAAUGCAGUGGCGCACUUCUCAAGACGAUACGAGGUGCUGAAAUCCGCACAUCAUUCGAGGUGAAGUGCCGCGGCGCAAUUCUCAAGAGGAGACGAGGUGCUGAAAUCCGCACAUCAUUCGAGGUGAAGUGCCGUGGCGCACUUCUCAAGAGGAGACGAAGUGCUGAAAUCCACACAUCAAUCGAGGUGAAGCGCCGUGGCGCACUUUUCAAGAGGAGACGAGGUGCUGACAUCCGCACAUCAUUCGAGGUGAAGUUCCGUGGUGCGCUUCUGAAGUGGACUGGAGGUGCAGAAAUCCUCCCAUCAUUCGGGUUGAUGUGUUGUGGUGCGCCUCUCAACUGGACGGCAUGUGCUAAAAUUCGCACACUAUUCGAGAUAAAGUUGAUUUGUUGUGGUGUGCCUCUCAAAUGGAAUGGAGGUGCUAAAAUCCGUACAUCAUUCGGGAUGAUGUGCCGUGGCGCGCUUGUCAUGUGGACUGGAGGUACUGAAAUCCGACCAUCAUUCGAGGUGAUGUGCUAUGGUGCGCCUCUCAAAUGGACACCAUGUGCUAAAGUUCGCACACUAUUCGAGGCGAAGUGA
Angiostrongylus costaricensis is the source of this 600-nucleotide messenger RNA. Lineage: Eukaryota; Metazoa; Nematoda; Chromadorea; Rhabditida; Metastrongylidae. The record is from the annotation of a GenBank genome assembly.